Effrenium voratum is the source of this 564-nucleotide messenger RNA. The record is from the annotation of a GenBank genome assembly. NCBI's taxonomy places the organism in Eukaryota, Dinophyceae, Suessiales, Symbiodiniaceae.
AUGGGCCUUGUGCUGUGCUUGCUGCAACAGGUUCGCACUGCAAAUGCGGAGUUCUUCCAGAUCUUUCCAGUCGUAGACACAGCGCAGCAUGCUGUGUACGAAGCGGAAUCUGUUCAGGUCAUCGGCACGGCGGAUGCGGACGCCUUAGAGGCGGUGCUUCAAAGGGAGGGGCCUUGGCGUGUAUUGCGCCUGCAGGAUCCUACACAAGCUUUGAUGAGUGUGGGUGUGGGUGACUUCCGCAACAGCUCCUGUGGGCCGUACCGGGAGUUGGCCAUCGCGGUGCCCGCGUGUGAGGAGGAGCUCCAGCUGGACUGCGGCAGCUUCCUGCGCUGCCAGGAGAAGCUGCCGCCCUGCGCCCACACGUUUAUGCUCCAGAGCUAUGCCAGCACUGAGGCGGCGGUGCGCGCUAUACGAAGCGCUGGCAUCAGCGCGGAGUUGAGUUCCAGCUUCGACUUCUCCGUCGAGUCCCCGAACUCGCCGGCGAAGCCCUCGCGCCUGCGCUUCGCAGUGGCCACGCGUAUCAAAAGAAAGGUGAAUGUGGAAUCCUGUCUCAUGAAGUGGUAA